CUUGAAGCUGAGGCAGUCACUCUGAGAGGAAAGGCUCUCAGUGUGAUGCUGUUGGACGGAAACUGCUCCUCUCUAACCGGUCCUUGCCCAAACCUUUCACUCAGCCCGGGCUGUGUCAGUAAUACAGCUUUGCUUCACCCAUUCUCGGGGAAUCUGCAGCCGCUCAGGCUGAAGCAGAAGCUGAGAGGCUUGUCAUCCUGUCCAGGCUGUCUGCAGACGAUAGGGGGUUUACAGGAGCUGAGGUCUAGGCUAGGGCAGGGCAGAGCUGGCUGUCAGGCCAUUUGUGCCGGGCCCCACGGGAAGCAAGCAUGAGCGUUCCUAUGCUCAAGAUUGGGGCCGUGCUCAGCACUAUGGCCAUGGUGACCAACUGGAUGUCUCAGACUCUGCCCUCACUUGUGGGACUCAAUGGGACCACCAUCUCCAGGGGUGGCACUUCAGAAAGGAUUGUAAGUCAGGCUCUUUACCCCAGCCCAGAGGAAGGCUGGCAAAUCUACAGUUCAGCACAGGACGCAGAUGGGAAGUGUAUCUGUACCGUGGUGGCACCCGCUCAGAACAUGUGUAACCGCGACCCACGCAGCAGGCAGCUCCGCCAGCUCAUGGAAAAGGUUCAGAACAUUAGCCAGUCAAUGGAGGUUCUGGAUCUGAGAACCUACAGAGACCUUCAGUAUGUAAGAAACACCGAAAGUCUCAUGAAGGUUGUGGAUGGAAAGUUGAAAGUGGCUUCUGACAAUCCGCGCAGCCUCAAUCCCAAGGGCUUUCAGGAGUUGAAAGACAAGGUGAACCAGCUGCUCCCCCUGCUGCCGGUGCUGGAACAGUACAAGGCAGAUGCCAAGAUGAUCCUGCGCCUUCGAGAGGAAGUGAGGAAUCUUUCUUUGGUGCUGAUGGCCAUCCAAGAGGAGAUGGGAGCCUACGACUAUGAGGAGCUGCGCCAAAGAGUCCUUCUGCUGGAGACCAGACUCCACUCCUGCAUGCAGAAACUAGGCUGUGGGAAGCUCACUGGUGUCAGCAACCCCAUCACAGUUCGAGCAUCAGGAUCAAGAUUUGGCUCCUGGAUGACAGAUACGAUGAUACCCAGCUCAGACAACAGAGUCUGGUCCAUGGACGGUUACUUCAAGGGGCGGCGUGUCCUCGAAUAUCGUACGAUGACCGACUUCAUGAAGGGCCAGAACUUUGUGCAACACUUGCUCCCACAUCCUUGGGCUGGCACAGGCCACGUGGUCUACAACGGCUCACUCUACUACAACAAGUACCAGAGCAACAUCAUUAUCAAGUAUCACUUCCGUUCCCGUAGCGUGCUUGUGCAGCGCAGCCUCGGCGGAGCCGGAUACAACAACACUUUCCCGUAUUCCUGGGGUGGCUCCUCUGACAUUGACCUGAUGGCGGAUGAGAAUGGACUUUGGGCUGUUUACACCACCAUCCCCAAUGCUGGGAACAUCGUCAUCAGCCGCCUGGAACCCCAGAGUCUGGAAGUGCUGCAAACCUGGGACACGGGUUUUCCCAAGCGUAGUGCUGGAGAGUCUUUCAUGAUCUGUGGCACACUGUAUGUCACAAACUCCCACCUUGCUGGUGCUAAGAUCUACUUUGCCUACUACACCAACACAUCAAGCUAUGAAUACACAGACAUCCCAUUUCACAAUCAGUACUCCCACAUCUCCAUGAUGGACUACAACCCUCGGGAGAGGGUUCUAUACACCUGGAACAACGGACACCAGGUGCUCUAUAAUGUCACACUCUUCCAGGUUAUUAAGACGUCUGGAGACUAGAGGCCCAAAUUAAAUUGAAACAAUGCUGUGAUCAUUGUUUAGGGGAAACAGAGGAGCUGUACGGAGAUGGGUUUGGUCCAUGAGAGAUCGUGGUUGGGGGCUGAAAUCUGGGGGCUUAGGCUCAGAUUUUUUAAAAGAAUUUCAAUCUUCAAAGAGUGCUAUUAUUCACAUUCUGAGAAGAUCUUCUGACAACUGAGUCAGAUUCAAAAGACUGAGCAUUUUGUUUUGUUUUUUAUUUUCCUGUCUGUGAUGAAUAAGCAUGGUUCUUUUUAUUUGUGAAGACAAAUAAAACAUCCACUUUACCAUUAAAGAUGUUGUUUUUUCAUUGUUCCUCCCCGUCUAAACAAGACUUUAGGCUUGAAAGUGGUGGUAAAGGCCUUGAUGGCUUUAUUUAAUGUUUCACUUCCAACAUUUUUAAGGUUCUGCCCAACAUGAUGGCUCUAAAGAUAAUCUUUUCAGAUAUUCCUUCCCAUGUGUGGUGUGUUAGGAGUGCUCUUGUGUGCUUGUGCAUGUUAGGACUGCUCAGAUCAUAAAUACGGCCUUUCGAACAUGUUGGAUUGUCUUGGUCUGUUUUUUGGGGAUAAACAAAGGCGCUGCUUGUUGAAUGUGACAUCAGGCCAAUCAGAAAGGGAGGAGAUUGAAGUACACUGCACGCUUCUCCUCCACCAUGUUUGUUUACUUUGAAAUAACAUUUUAUUUUGUUAGAUUGCCCAUGUGAAAAAGCCCAGUUUGUGUAUGAACUGGGUUUGUUUGUAGUGUGUACUUUUGGCUGUGUUGCUGAACAUCACACACUGUAUGACUGAAAUGGUUAUAUGCAUGAUUUUUAACUCUUGUGGUCUCACAUGCUUUGAAAAUCGGCCAACAGUUUGAAAAUCCUCCCUUGCAACCCGGGAGUAAUUUAUCUUUUGGUAAUCGUUAUUUCUUUUUAUAUAAAUAUUGGAAUCUGACCAGUGAGAUUCAAGGAAUAAAAUGUAGACAUAAAAUGUGUUCAUCGUUCAAAAACAGAAGGUAAUUACCACUAAUGCAAAAUUCCCCCCCAAUCAUGAAAUGACCCGGUGACAGCAGUUGAAUAUUGACAAGAUACUUUUCUUUAUCUUGAAAAACAGCAUACGCCUUUGUGCAUUCUGGGCAAACACACUUUAUGCUUCCAUGGUGUGAAAUUCAACAGCCUGCCAGCACUAACAUUUUAUAUUACAAAGGUGUUUGGAAGUGAAAGCAAAACAUCUGGUAAAAGGUGCAGGCGUUGGUGUGACUGGCUGAGAAGAGGGAGUGAGAAGCCAAAAUGUAAAAGGUGUUUACACUGGAGCAGCGAACUGAUGCUUCACAGUCUGUGUGGCUUGUCAGGCUCCAAUCUGCUUUAACCGUCCCACUGUCCUAAUGGGUGUGACCCCGCGAGGAAAGUUGACCAGUGAGCAGGGUUGAUGGUUUAUCCCCUGGGUCCAUGUGGCAGGGGUGAGGAGUGAACACCACCUCACUCCUGCCACGCGGACCUCAAGGGAUAAGCCAUCAAUCCUGCUCACUGGUCAACUUUCCUCGCGGGGUCAUCCACAAAGACUGUGGGAGGAUUAAUCUUGUUAGUCUCACGGAUUUUCCCUGGAGGCCUUUGCAGAGAAGUGUUCAAACACAAGGCACACAGUGGGACACUGGCAUUAGCAUUUCCAGCUAAGCCCGAGAGGAUGCAGCCAUUCUUUGUUGACACCAUGGUGGAUCCAGAAGACACGAGAUGAAAUAGGAGGUUCUACCUUUUUUGUCCUGUGUAACCAUGGUGAUUCUCUUCAUCCUGCUGACCUUUCCAUCAGUAAGGGUUGUGCUGGAGAAAACCUUGAAGAGUGCACACACUUUAGUGGCUCUCAUUUAUUACAAAACUCAAUGAUACACCAUGAUGAAGGGUGUGACGUUAUUAAAUGUAAUUGUGUUGUUAGAUCUGGACAAGAAAGGGAAAAUAAACAUGUCAAUAAAAAUGUUUUACACCAA
This is a messenger RNA of Nothobranchius furzeri (turquoise killifish), 3737 nucleotides long. RefSeq names its product olfactomedin 2a (gene olfm2a). Gene Ontology annotation, biological process: signal transduction. The record is from RefSeq and is a predicted model, not a curated record. NCBI's taxonomy places the organism in Eukaryota, Metazoa, Chordata, Actinopteri, Cyprinodontiformes, Nothobranchiidae.